Molecule: messenger RNA, 783 nt
Organism: Mesorhabditis belari
Lineage: Eukaryota; Metazoa; Nematoda; Chromadorea; Rhabditida; Rhabditidae
Source: the annotation of a GenBank genome assembly
AUGGGAGCACUUGAAACGAUCAAAUUUCGGGAUUGCAAAUCCACAUUCAAAGUCGAUCGAGUGGCUGUUGAUGGAGCACGGGUGGAUUCGAAAGACGGGAAACAGAUCCUCAUUUUCAAGGCCGACUCAAACCCGAAAAUGCAGAUCACAUUCACGCCAAAUGCCGAUGUUUCGUCGGAGAUGGGCACUGCGGUGAACGCGAAAAUGGACACCGGUUUGUUCAAAUGGAGUCUACCCGAUGCGAACGCGUGUAGUUUUAUGACAUGCCCAUUGAAGAACGGCGUUUCGACGACAUAUGAACAGAGUUUUCAUCUCAAAGCUGAGUAUCCAAAGGAUCAAACGAUCCAAGUGAAUUGGGUGAUUCAAAAAGCCGGCGGUGACACGAAAGAAAAUUGCAAGUCGAAUUUCAAGGUGAUCUCUUUGGAAAUCGCUGGCGCUGAGAUGAUCGAAGAAAACGGUCACCACAUCACUCUCCUCAAAAAGGGAACUCAUCCAAAAAUUCGGAUCCGAUUUGAGCCAGACGUGAACUUGUCAAAUUUGAAAACGGAAGUGAACGCGAAAAUGGACGGAGCGCUUUUGAGAUGGAAUAUGCCUGAGACAAAUGCUUGCAAAUUCAUGGAUUGCCCACUUGUUGAAGGAGAGGAAACCGUUUAUGAGCAGAGCAUUCAAAUCAAGAGUGAAUAUCCAACGGGUAAAACGAUUCAAGUGAAUUGGGUGAUCGACGGUGACCGACAGGACAUCCAUCACGAUAUUUGCAUCAUUUUCCUCGCUCGAAUUCAACAU